AUGAACACCUUUGCCCACUUUGAGGAUAAGACAGUGCCGCCGACACGGGCCGCUCCUGAGGACUGUGAACUCUCGUUCUCAGUGGCCGACCUGAACAAUGUGGCAUUGAGACGAGUGGCUGCUCAGUCUUCCCUUUUCUCUUGGGAAAAUAGUCCAAGUAAAGUCAUCGAUGGAAACCGCAACUCUAACUAUAACUAUGGUGGAUCCUGCAGCAGCACUGCAUUUAACACCAACCCCUGGUGGAGAGUGGACCUGCUGGAUCUGUACAGAGUGACAGCUGUCACCAUCACCAACAGAGGAGACUGCUGUCCUAAGAGGCUUGAUGGUGCUGAGAUCCGCAUCGGUAACUCACUGGAGAACAACGGCAUCAACAACCCCAGGUGUGUUGUCAUCCACCACAUCCCAGCAGGAGAGACCUAUACCUUCCAGUGUAAUGAGAUGGAGGGUCAGUAUGUUGUUGUGGUCAUCCCUGGACAGAACAAGAUUCUCACUCUGUGUGAGGUGGAAGUAUUUGCCACAGUCAAACCUCCAGCCCCCAAGUCAAAGAGAACGGUGGUGAGGAUGAAGAUCCAAUCAGAUGCUGAUCUGACAAACCAGGCAGUCGGUGACCAGCUACUACAGCAGCUGCAUGUAGAGCUCGUGAAGCAGGGGGUGUCAGACUUUCAACUGCGCUGGAGGACUCAGCCAGAUGGACAGAUUUUCCACCAUGAGGAAGAUGAGAAGGAGGGUGGACCCACACAGACAGACAAUGUGGCAUUGAGACGAGUGGCUGCUCAGUCUUCCCUUUUCUCUUGGGAAAAUAGUCCAAGUAAAGUCAUCGAUGGAAACCGCAACUCUAACUAUAACUAUGGUGGAUCCUGCAGCAGCACUGCAUUUAACACCAACCCCUGGUGGAGAGUGGACCUGCUGGAUCUGUACAGAGUGACAGCUGUCACCAUCACCAACAGAGGAGACUGCUGUCCUAAGAGGCUUGAUGGUGCUGAGAUCCGCAUCGGUAACUCACUGGAGAACAACGGCAUCAACAACCCCAGGUGUGUUGUCAUCCACCACAUCCCAGCAGGAGAGACCUAUACCUUCCAGUGUAAUGAGAUGGAGGGUCAGUAUGUUGUUGUGGUCAUCCCUGGACAGAACAAGAUUCUCACUCUGUGUGAGGUGGAAGUAUUUGCCACAGUCAAACCUCCAGCCCCCAAGUCAAAGAGAACGGUGGUGAGGAUGAAGAUCCAAUCAGAUGCUGAUCUGACAAACCAGGCAGUCGGUGACCAGCUACUACAGCAGCUGCAUGUAGAGCUCGUGAAGCAGGGGGUGUCAGACUUUCAACUGCGCUGGAGGACUCAGCCAGAUGGACAGAUUUUCCACCAUGAGGAAGAUGAGAAGGAGGGUGGACCCACACAGACAGACAAUGUGGCAUUGAGACGAGUGGCUGCUCAGUCUUCCCUUUUCUCUUGGGAAAAUAGUCCAAGUAAAGUCAUCGAUGGAAACCGCAACUCUAACUAUAACUAUGGUGGAUCCUGCAGCAGCACUGCAUUUAACACCAACCCCUGGUGGAGAGUGGACCUGCUGGAUCUGUACAGAGUGACAGCUGUCACCAUCACCAACAGAGGAGACUGCUGUCCUAAGAGGCUUGAUGGUGCUGAGAUCCGCAUCGGUAACUCACUGGAGAACAACGGCAUCAACAACCCCAGGUGUGUUGUCAUCCACCACAUCCCAGCAGGAGAGACCUAUACCUUCCAGUGUAAUGAGAUGGAGGGUCAGUAUGUUGUUGUGGUCAUCCCUGGACAGAACAAGAUUCUCACUCUGUGUGAGGUGGAAGUAUUUGCCACAGUCAAACCUCCAGCCCCCAAGUCAAAGAGAACGGUGGUGAGGAUGAAGAUCCAAUCAGAUGCUGAUCUGACAAACCAGGCAGUCGGUGACCAGCUACUACAGCAGCUGCAUGUAGAGCUCGUGAAGCAGGGGGUGUCAGACUUUCAACUGCGCUGGAGGACUCAGCCAGAUGGACAGAUUUUCCACCAUGAGGAAGAUGAGAAGGAGGGUGGACCCACACAGACAGACAAUGUGGCAUUGAGACGAGUGGCUGCUCAGUCUUCCCUUUUCUCUUGGGAAAAUAGUCCAAGUAAAGUCAUCGAUGGAAACCGCAACUCUAACUAUAACUAUGGUGGAUCCUGCAGCAGCACUGCAUUUAACACCAACCCCUGGUGGAGAGUGGACCUGCUGGAUCUGUACAGAGUGACAGCUGUCACCAUCACCAACAGAGGAGACUGCUGUCCUAAGAGGCUUGAUGGUGCUGAGAUCCGCAUCGGUAACUCACUGGAGAACAACGGCAUCAACAACCCCAGGUGUGUUGUCAUCCACCACAUCCCAGCAGGAGAGACCUAUACCUUCCAGUGUAAUGAGAUGGAGGGUCAGUAUGUUGUUGUGGUCAUCCCUGGACAGAACAAGAUUCUCACUCUGUGUGAGGUGGAAGUAUUUGCCACAGUCAAACCUCCAGCUUACUAA
Molecule: messenger RNA, 2493 nt
Organism: Oncorhynchus mykiss (rainbow trout)
Lineage: Eukaryota; Metazoa; Chordata; Actinopteri; Salmoniformes; Salmonidae
Source: RefSeq, a predicted model, not a curated record